GAUCACCUCUACGCCUUCAAAUUCCACACACUGCUCACCAACCAAAGAUCGAUCGAUAUAUCGAGAGUAUAUCGUAUGAUGGCUUCUGAUUCCAAAGCAGCUGCGACGAAGAGCUCUGGUUGUGGGGGAGGUGGAACCGGCGCGUCCGCCGGACUUCGGCUGCCGGAACAAGGCCUGAAAUGCCCGCGCUGUGACUCACCGAACACCAAAUUCUGCUACUAUAAUAACUACAGCCUCACUCAGCCUCGCCAUUUCUGCAAAAGCUGUCGCCGUUACUGGACUAAAGGCGGCGCCUUGCGCAACGUUCCGGUCGGCGGGGGUUGCCGUAAAAAUAGGAAAUCGAAGUCUUCUUCUUCCUCGGCUUCCUCAUCUUCCUCCUCUCUUCUCCCCCUAAACCCCGAGCCCGGCAAAGCACUCACGCAAACCGCGAUGGAUCUCUUCCUACCCUUCUCCUAUGGUGCUAACACAGCUGCCUCCAUGGCGGGCUUCAGUUACAAUGGUAGAAACAGCAAUUACGGCAGCAUAGCUUCUUCGAUCGAAUCACUGAGUUCCAUUAACCAAGACCUGCAUUGGAGGCUUCAGCAGCAGAGGAUGCAGUUUUUGUUUGGGGGAGAAUUAGCUCAGAAGGACAACAUUGUCUCUUUCAUGAACAGCCAAGUAGUGGAGCCCAACUGCUUUGGAAUGGCAGAGAACAACAAAGGUGAGAUUUUUGGUGACAGUUCUGGUGCUAAUGGGUCCCGGAAGGGUUCUGAAACAGGGACAGCUUGGUUUCUUGAUGGUUCUUUUGCCAUGCCAGCACCUUCUCCUAUCAACACUGACGUCGAUAUGAAUAACCCCAAUUCUGUAAGUGAUUGGAAUGGGAUUUCAGGUUGGAGUGAUGUGCAUAACUUCACUGCUCUUCCUUAGUUGAUUAAAUUUAUUUAAAGUUUUCAAUCAAGACUUUCAAGUGAGUUGAUACAUUUAUAAAUAUAUAAAUAUAUAUGUUGUUUUUAGUA
Dendrobium catenatum is the source of this 995-nucleotide messenger RNA. Its product is annotated as dof zinc finger protein DOF5.7. Bases 76 to 906 code for a protein of 276 amino acids. The transcript has a single exon. NCBI's taxonomy places the organism in Eukaryota, Viridiplantae, Streptophyta, Magnoliopsida, Asparagales, Orchidaceae. Gene Ontology annotation, biological process: regulation of DNA-templated transcription. Gene Ontology annotation, molecular function: DNA binding; DNA-binding transcription factor activity. The record is from RefSeq and is a predicted model, not a curated record.